UCUGUAGAAUUUGUUGGUGCAUCCAUAGCACAUAAAUUUCAUGAGAAAAUUACUGUAUUUAUUGUCGCAAAUGUAUUAAAUUCAACCUCAAAUCAUGUGCUAAGCGAUAAUAAUAGACAGUCCACUUGAUGUUCCAAUAGUUGUUAAUAGUAGUUAAUAGUCAUAUUCACACAAUUGUGCUGGUCAAGAUGGUUGGACGAAAUAAGCAAAUAAUUCCCAUCAAAUUUCCAUUUUUACAUGUCGUUUUAUCACAUUUCAUCGUAAUGUUUUGCACAAUAUGCUUCUUCGAGGAUGAGCAAUUCAUUAGUACGGGAAAAUUGUAUUCACCGAUUACAUUAAUAUUGGCUGCUGGCGAACUAUUACGUUGGGGCAUCAGUAAAUAUUCAUUUGGAUUGGAUGUCAGCAUCAAAGAGUACUCAAUAUCCAGCACACGAUUAACAGCAGCUAAAAAUCUGUCCACGGUGGCACAUAUAAAAAAUUAUUGUAAAUUGUGUGCACUGUUGAUGACAUUUGUCGUCGUAUUUAUCGUUACAUGUAUAUUAAUGGGAGCACCGUAUUAUCAAAAUUAUGAAGAAACACUUGCACUAUCCAUUCUACUAACAUCGCUUACAAUUUUACCGAUUGGCCUGUUUUUGGGACCAUCGAAAACCAUACAGUAUUUAUUUUACGAUUCAUUUGAAUUGAAUUCAACGUUUGACAUUUGGCAAUUGGAGCUGUUGCAAUAUAAUGCAUUCGGUACAUUGGUUGGAGCAUGGGCUGGUUCGGUGGUUGCACCAUUAGAUUGGGAUCGACCAUGGCAAGCAUAUCCAAUACCGAAUAUCGUUGGAGCCGUACUUGGAUUUUCAUUCGCAAACAUUCACACGUUCCUUUCAUCGAUUAUACAAAUUAGCGAUCGAAUGAUUGAUAUGUCGAUUAUUUCAAAUGAAAAGAAAGCCAUAUAAUUACCAUUUUGCUAUAGCACGUGUCAUUAUAGAACGUUUACAGUUUCCAAUUGUUAUUAUUAUUAUUUAUUCAACUAUUAUUAGUAUUUCUUUUUUUUCUCUCUUCUGUAAUGAACAUAUGUAUUUAUGUACUGUAAGUUAAUUAUCUGCCAAAAAUCUAUUUUCCGCGUGGCGAUCAAUUGUAGAACGAACACUAAGAAAUACAUAAAUAAAAAAAGAAUGUAAGAAAACACGCA
Molecule: messenger RNA, 1177 nt
Organism: Contarinia nasturtii (swede midge)
Lineage: Eukaryota; Metazoa; Arthropoda; Insecta; Diptera; Cecidomyiidae
Gene: PIG-F
Product: phosphatidylinositol-glycan biosynthesis class F protein
Exons: 2
Coding region: 189-941 (250 amino acids)
Biological process (GO): GPI anchor biosynthetic process
Cellular component (GO): endoplasmic reticulum membrane
Source: RefSeq, a predicted model, not a curated record